GCUCAAUGGUGUUCUCGUGGAAUGUGACACACUCGAUCUCACAGCCAGCGUGACCACUCACGCAAGCGAUUCUGCAUUUCGCAUUGCACAGAUGCCCCGGCAACGGACUGCCGCCGUUUCAGUUGUGCAAGCUUGGACAAUGUUGCCUUCGCCACUCUGGCACCCGAACGUCGAUCCAUCCUGAGAAGGGUGGCUGGCUCCGGGAUGAGAUCAAGCACGUAAGAUGUGCCUUCUAACGAGCUCUCUCAAUGCAAGGCCUCGGCGACCUUCAUCACAGGUACUCAACACGUACCCACCUUCUAGAGACAUAACCAACACAGAGAGACGCAUCAGUGCCAUUGAACCUGGAGUCUCAAUGUGCCAUCGAAUGACCGACAUUGGUCUGUAUCUAGGCCCUCGCAGCCUCGGACCUUUCGGCGGUGGCAGAGGGUCUUUCAGCGGCCUUGACACCUAUAGUCCCUUUUCCGCAUCUUGGGACACUUCCGGCUUCGUUCAUGACCAAGUCACUGCUGCUUUCUAUAAGGGUCUGGUCAACGGGGCACAGCUCGCAACCUACGGAGGUCAUGGAUCCGGAAGCGGCGGCUACCGGUCUGGCCGUGGCGGCGUAGGCAUGCCCAUGCUCGAUCCGCGAAUGAUGAUUGGAGGCGGAAUGAUGAUGAAUCCCCGCAUGGUGAUGAUGGGCUGUCCCAUGGUGGGUGGCGGUAUGGUGACCGGUAGCAUGAUGGGCGGCGGGCUUGUGGGAGACUUCUGUGGUCCAGGAGGUAUAGGCUCGAGACAUGGCUGUGGUUGGUGGUAAGGGACUGUCACCUAUAUCACUCGAUGUGCACGACGACAGGUGCGGGUCUACACUGCUAUGAAUGAUGGGGCACGGCGUUUCGAUCACUUCGAGUUUACUGCACUGGCAAUGUUCGCCCCAGCCAUGAGGCUUCUCGCACAUGUUUAUGAGAUACUCACAAAUGACUAUUUUCGCUAGGCUGAUGGUUGAGUCGCUUCAGAGGCCCCACGAGAAUGAAGUACACCAGAUCGCUCUGCGCCACAGUGUAUUUCCACUAAGGGUUGAAGUCAGCUUGCAUCACGUGCUUUGAUCGCCUUUCCGGAACACAACGGCACUCUUCCAUCGUUUCGGAGAUGUCGUAAGCUAAC
This is a messenger RNA of Baudoinia panamericana UAMH 10762, 1143 nucleotides long. RefSeq lists its product as uncharacterized. The coding region runs from base 224 to 796 and encodes 190 amino acids. The record is from RefSeq and is a predicted model, not a curated record. The transcript has a single exon. NCBI's taxonomy places the organism in Eukaryota, Fungi, Ascomycota, Dothideomycetes, Mycosphaerellales, Teratosphaeriaceae.